Molecule: messenger RNA, 2365 nt
Organism: Cryptomeria japonica (Japanese cedar)
Lineage: Eukaryota; Viridiplantae; Streptophyta; Pinopsida; Cupressales; Cupressaceae
Product: U-box domain-containing protein 26
Exons: 1
Coding region: 206-2077 (623 amino acids)
Biological process (GO): protein ubiquitination
Molecular function (GO): ubiquitin protein ligase activity
Source: RefSeq, a predicted model, not a curated record
GGCCAAUGGGACAAAACAAGGAACAAACUAAGCCGAGUCUCCCGUUUGACUACAAAGACAAACAGGUAGGCAGAGCUGGACCAUGACCAUAACUUGCACAAAUACUUUGACUGCGGAAAAGAGAAGGAAAGGGACAGGGGCGUGGGAAGAAGACUCUGCACAAGACUUUUGACUACCCAAAAAAAACUCCACUGCAGAUCUAUAAAUGCCGAGGGCAAAUGCAGAGAAUCAAAGAAAUGAAAUGGCAACAGCAGCUGGGAGACGAGAGCUUGAGAUAACAAUCCCUCCUUUCUUCACAUGCCCAAUUUCGCUGGACCUGAUGAAGGACCCCGUGAGUACCUGCACGGGUGUGACAUACGAUCGCGCGAGCAUCGAAAAGUGGAUCGAUGAUGGCAACGCAACUUGCCCGGCUACGCUGCAGCCUCUGGUUACCAGGGAGCUUAUACCCAAUCACACUCUGCGCCGCCUGAUCCAGGCCUGGUGCGGUGCUAACGCCGCCAAGGGCGUCGAGCGGGUACCCACGCCCAAAACGCCGGCCAAUUCGCACACUGUGAGGUGUCUGUUGAGGGAAAUUCAGCCUUGCGGCCGAGGGGAAAGCAAUGGGGCUGCGGAGUGCCGCCUGCGUGCUCUCAGACGGAUUCGGGCAUUGGCCCGGGAUAGUGUGCGCAACGCGAUUUGUAUAUCCGAUGAGGGUGCUGCAGAUGUGCUGGCGGCAGUUCUGGCUGAUGGUGUUUCAGAGAGGGCUGUUUGUGAGGAGGCUGUGGGGAUUUUGGCUGUGUUGCCACUGGAUGAUUUGGCUAAGAAAAGGGUUGGGCAGGUUUCUGUGCUGGCAGCGGUGGCUAGAUUGUUGGCCUGUAAUUUGGAGACUGGGAAUUCAGGGUUGGACAAAGUGGGGUUGAUUAGGAAUUCAGAGGGCAGGGCCAGUAAUUUGGAGAUUGCCAAUUCAAGGUUGGCUAAGGGGGAAUUGAUCGGGAAUUCAGAGAGCAGGGAUCUGGAGGUGGGAAACAAAAAGGUUGGAAAUUUACCUGGGGAUUUGGAGGCCAGGGGUCCUUAUAAGAAAAUGGGUGGGGUGAUUUCUGGAGAUUUGGAGGCUCUCGAUUCAAAGGUGUCGAAGGUAGAGGCUGUUAAGCAAUAUGCAGGGAAGAAAAAGGUUGGGGAACUUUCGGUGGAGGGCAGCAAUCGGGCGGCAGCGAAGAAAAAUGUAGGGCAACUUAAUAUAGAGGCCAGCAACCUGCAGUUAGUUAAGAAAAAAGUAGGGCAGAUUGAUGUUAAGGCCUGGAACCUGGAGGCAACCAAGAAAAAGGUGGGUGAGCUCUCUGUGCAGUCUUCAGUAGGUGUUUCACAGAAUAACAAAUUUGAGGCCAGCAACGCAGAGACAGCCAAGAAGGUGGUCAAUGAGCUCCCCAUUUCUGGGUUAGUAGCUAACAAUUCCGAGGUCAGCAGCUUGGAAGCCAGCAUUAAUGCGGCGGAGCUUGUGGAGCGAUUGUCAUCGGAUGAGAGAAUUUUGUCUCACAUGUCCUCUGUGGAUGGAUUGAUCCCAGGGUUUGUCGCCAUGGUCCAUGACCCAGCCCAGGCCAGGGCUGUCAAGUCCGCUGUCCGAGCCCUGGCUGCUCUGUGUGUGGUCCAAAGGAACCGUGCACAAGCUAUAGCUGCUGGCAUUGUGGACAGGCUUGUGGCAGUCCUCAUUGAGCCAGACCGGGGACUCGAUGAGGCCUGCCUUUGCCUUCUGGAGUCAUUGUGCCGGUGUGCAGAGGGCCGUGCAGCAGUGGCAGACCAUGCUCUUGCAGUGCCAGUGAUUGUGAAGAAAAUGUCGCGGUCGAGUCUACUGGCAACAGAGUUCGCCGUUGGGACACUCUGGUCGGUAUGUGGGCACUGCCAGAGUGAGGCCGUGGGGCGUUAUGCAGCAGAGAGUGGAGUUUGUGCAAAGCUGUUUUGGCUUCUGCAAGUGGAUUGUGCGCAGAAGGCAAAAAGUAAGGCAGGGGAUUUGAUAAGGCUGAUCCAUGUUACCUGUAAAGAUUGCCCCUGUUGUUAUGCCAAUGCCUGCUUUGAGAAUGCAGGACUGCUGAGAGAAGAGUAGUUGUACAGAUUUCCCUGCUUUGAACAUAAUUUUAUUUUACCUCUAAUGUAAAAAAAACUAAAGAAAAAGCAAAGAAAAUUGUCCACUUACUAGGUAUUAUAUUGAAUUCUGCAAUUAUAGCUUUGGUAAGCUACUAUUUACGUGGAAACAUUGCAGCUAGAGCAGCCUACAUUAACAGCUAGCUGCUUGCACAUAUAAACAAGCAGCCCACCUAGACCUCGUAGGCUAGCUCACUCAGCCCUGAUAGAAAUAAUUGAUAAUAAAUGGUUCUUAAAGAAUUAUUGCUUC